This is a messenger RNA of Cyanistes caeruleus (blue tit), 2803 nucleotides long. The record is from RefSeq and is a predicted model, not a curated record. Lineage: Eukaryota; Metazoa; Chordata; Aves; Passeriformes; Paridae.
GCCAUGAAGCUCACCUGGGACAUCAACGACCCCAAGCUGCCGCAGGAGCCCAAGCACUUCGAUGCCUUCCAGGAGUGGCCCGAUGGCUACGUGCGGCUCAUCUACUCGAGCGAGGAGAAGAACGCGCAGCGGCACCUCAGCGGCUGGGCCAUGCGCAACACCAACAACCACAACUGCCAGAUCCUCAAGAAGUCCUGCCUGGGAGUGGUGGUGUGUGCCCGGAGCUGUGCUCUGCCCGGCGGGGCCAGGCUGCAGCUCCGACCCGCCAUAUGCGACAAGGCUCGCCAGAAGCAACAAAAGAAAGCCUGCCCCAACUGUAACUCUGCCCUCGAGUUGAUUCCUUGCCGGGGACACAGCGGCUAUCCGGUCACAAACUUCUGGAGGCUUGAUGGCAAAGCAAUAUUUUUCCAGGCUAAAGGAGUCCAUGACCACCCCCGGCCAGAGAGUAAACUGGAGGCAGAGGCAAGAAGAAGUGCAAUUAAGAAGCAAAUGUCCUCUUACCACCACUCCCAGAAAAAGAGAUCUCUAAACUCAGAGGCAGGAAGGUACCAUGACAGCAGUGGUUACACCAAUAACCUACAGAAUUUUCACUGCAUGGAUGGCCCAGAACGAGUCGGUAUCUUCACAGACACCAAUUUUUCAAUUCCAGCCCAGUCCUACCCUUCUCUGCAGAGCACAGACCUCUACAAGGCACCUUAUGACUCAGCCAGCUUCCAAGAGGACCAGCUUUCACCAUACCCUAAAUGCCCAAAUCCUAGGAUCUACAUGCCCAGGCCGUGCAACUAUGAGUUUGGAGUUCCUACCUUUAUAAGCUCAAGUCCUUACCCACCAUUUUACAAAGAUCUGACCAGUCCAGCCAUUGAUGCAGACCCCCUCAGUCUGAACGGGCCUCACUACAACGCCGUGACCACCCACGAUAAGAGCUCUGAUAACCCUGGCAGACAUUACGGACUGAAACCAGCGCGGGGGAAAACCGGCAGCGGAGACCGGGGUGAGUACGGGCAGAUGCCAACAAGUGCUCCCCACCCUUACUACAGUGGGGACUAUCCCUGCAGGUACAGUCCCAGCCCCGCUCCCAUGGCCCCGCCGCUGCAGACGGUCAUCACCACCACCACCAAGGUGUCCUACCAGGCCUACAAGCCACCCACGCUGAAAUACAGCGACAACCUCUGCGAUAUGAAAAACCUCCAGAGCUACACCCAAGUGGCUGAAAAUGUCUCAGGUGCCAUCUAUUCAGGGAUGAAGAUUCAGGAAGACUUUGGGAUGAUAAAGUCAGCGUUGCUCUACCAGCACGACUCCAUCCCUACGAAAUCCAAACCGGCUGAGAGCAUGGAGAGCUAUCGGUAUGGGCUCCCUCUGGGGAACAGCUUUGCUGAGCAUGAAGGCCAGGCCCUGAGGUUUGAGAGUGCUGAAUACUGACAAAACGGUGCCUAAAUGGCAAAUACCUUCAGAUGGGAUAACAGAUUAUUGUGCUAAACCAGGUGGUUUGGGAUCUGAGGAGAUGUAAGGAAGCAGAACAUCAAGACAGCUUUUUUCCCUAAAGCAUUUUUCUGGAGCGGUGUGCUGAGUGAAUUAUAUUUUGCUAUCUAAUUUCAAAGAAGCCCCACACAAUCUCUAAAAUGGCACAAGGAACCGAGCCUAAAACACACCUGGAGAAAGUAAUAUGGAGGCACAGCUCCUCUGGAAGUCAGCAGCCUCCUCUGACACCAAGUGCAAUCCACAUGCAGCUACAACUCCUGCCAGAUGCCUUAAGCUUUUAGAGGAAAUACUCCAUCUGUAAGAAAGAAAAGACUAACCAGGUAAUGGAAAAAAAAGUAGGAAGGUAACUAUAGAUUAUAGUCAACUGAAGGAAAUGGCAGGGAAAGAAAGAAAUAAAAGAAAUGUGGAAGGGAAACAAUUUGCAGAAAUAAUUCCCCUGAAUGGUCCGUCCACCUGCCAUGAUCCUUGUGAUGAAUGGAAAGAUCAGCCAAGUUUCUCUGAAAUGAGAAAUGAAAAACCUGAGACAUAAGAAAUGAAACAUCCUAAAUUCAUGUUGCUUUUUGAUCCCCUGUAUCAAGGGUAGAGAUUACCCAGUCUUUCUAUGUAAGAAGGAGAGCCCAGUGCAGCUGCACCAGGAACUGAUGCCCUCUAACACUCAGCCUGGAGGCAGGAAGGCUCAGGUAGCCCUCACCAAGCCUGCUCAGCAUCACAUGGCUGCCAGAGUUAACUUAUGUGGUCCUGAAAACCAUUUACAGUGAAACUGGUUUUUGCUUAGAGGGGCCUCUGCAAGCUGGUCAGACCAAUUGGUUAUUGGUGCAGAAUUGUCUUUAACCACGAAUACAACUCAUCCUGCCUAAGGGUGCAACAUCCCAGCUGCUUUGUACAGGUCAGUGUCGAAUGAACAUUUCCUGGCUGCCUCUCUGCACUCCAUCUCCAUCAGGUCCUUCUCUUGAGGGACUUCUAGUCAUUUUUCUCUCUGUAAUCAUAGCUUCCCAUGACAGUAGUGCUUUGGAAAUUAAACAACCAGCCAACAGAGAGGUUAGAAAGUAAGAUCUCCAAACAGAGACGAGCAAAGAAAACAUAAGGAAAUUCAUUCCAAAAUUCAUCCCUAAACCGACUAAUUCUUAGUUAAUGUGGAAAGAAGAGAAAACAGAGCAGUACUGCUUUAAAACCAAAGAUAUUUUGAAAGCUGCCUAGUAUAGGGGAAUAGAACCCUUCACCCAAAAUAUGUGUGCCAAGUAAGGGAGCUAAGUAGACACGGGAGAUUGAUCAGGGUCAAAAAAUUAAGUUAGCAAGUAUCUUAAAUUUCUUGAACAAUAUUUUU